AUGGUCAAAAUACGAAACCCCACUUGUGAAGAACACAGAAGCCUCGUAUUUCUACGAUCAAAAAUCCUCCGCAACACUCGACUCCAACGAAAACGAAGUCCCCCCGAUGAACCGACCCGAUCGGUUUCCAAGAAAGAUAAGAAAAGGGAGGAAAAAAGAUCUAAGAAAGAACAAAAGGAAAGAGAGAAAGAAUUAAAACAACUCGAGAAAGAGAAGAGAAAAUCUUUGAAAAGUUCUGGUAAAGAUGUCGUGGGUAGUGUAGACACGAGUGUACCACACGACGCGGUCAAAACUAACGGAGAUCUCAAAACAGGACUUGAUGUCGGAAAAGCCUCGAAUGAACCCCAGGCCAGGUCACUCGCUGUCGACGGCGACAUUAAGAAUGAUAGCGAGGCACCGUUGGAACAGAACGUUGAGUCAAGUGAAGGGCACGAAAAAGUCAGCAGCGAGUUUAAUUUAUCAAUUAGUACAAACGAAGCAUCGGCUCGUGAAAACGUAGAAUUGAUCGGAAACGCAACCUCCGGUGUUGAGCACGAAACUAGCAUCAAAAGUCGCGGAAUUACGAACGAUGGACACGAUGUUGAACAAUCUGAACUCAGUUUCGGAAACGGUGCGGUAAUUGAGGAAACGAUCAAACCUGAAGACGCGGAAUCUACCGAGGAAGCCCCCCCGGAUAGUUUCUCUCAGCCGGUUGUUUGUCCUGCAUUCCCGGAGCCGACCGGGGGGCAGCAUGUCGAAAUCGAAAUAUCUGAAGUCGGUGAGUUAGACGUUGACCCAUCAAGUUCAGACGAAGUCGUGGUCUCCCCCCAAGAUCCCUUCCACGGCCAUCCCGGUGAAGGUGAAAUAGUUGUCUCUACUGUUCAAAUUGUGGAAAGCAGUGUUGACGUGGAUAGUUUUUUCGCUGAGGAUUAUGGGCCACUGGAGCAGGUCGAGAAGGAAGAAGCGCGAAAAAGCGUGCGCUUCCAGGAUGAAACGGAAGAGAUCGGAUGCAGCGAUGGCGAUACGGAAGAUCACGAGCACGCGUCGCUGAACCUCGGGGGUGACUUUACCGAGACGGACGACGAUGAUCAAAAACGAAAACUCGAACCGGCGGUUGAAAUCGUGAGGAAAGAGGAACGACAAACGGUCGAAAGUUGCGUCGAUUUGGACAACGUUUUCGCGCCAUCCAAAAGGCAGUCGGACGAUACCGAAGCAGUUCCGAGCAAAGCCGAAGGAAAUCAUGCAGGUUCGAAGGUAAAUGGUAGCGCAAAAGUCAACGGAAAAGCAGCCGGAAACGGUCGAACGAAUAUGGGGCGUUUUGAGGAGAUAGAUUUGAACGGUUCAAACGAGCAAAAAAAUACGACUGUGGCUAAAAAAGAAAAAAGGAAAAGAAGCAGGCUUAUGCGAUGCUGUUUUCCUUGA
Molecule: messenger RNA, 1401 nt
Organism: Dendronephthya gigantea
Lineage: Eukaryota; Metazoa; Cnidaria; Anthozoa; Malacalcyonacea; Nephtheidae
Product: glutamic acid-rich protein-like
Exons: 2
Coding region: 1-1401 (466 amino acids)
Source: RefSeq, a predicted model, not a curated record